Messenger RNA from Chionomys nivalis (European snow vole), 1871 nucleotides. RefSeq names its product methyltransferase 9, His-X-His N1(pi)-histidine (gene Mettl9). Gene Ontology annotation, molecular function: protein-L-histidine N-pros-methyltransferase activity. The coding region runs from base 252 to 1205 and encodes 317 amino acids. Lineage: Eukaryota; Metazoa; Chordata; Mammalia; Rodentia; Cricetidae. The transcript has 5 exons. The record is from RefSeq and is a predicted model, not a curated record.
GGAGCUGGGGGCGUUGGCGUUCCGGACAGGGAAGGGCCGAGGGGGACUCGAGAAGGCCGCACGCCCGCCGCUCCUCCCACCCCUCCCCCGCUCCCCCACCCCCGCCUCGGCCCCGAAGGGGGCUGCACGGGCGACUUGGCGGCGAUGGCUCGAGCUCGGGCGGCGACAGCGGUGACCGGAGGCGGCGGCUCCUCCUCCUCCUCCUGGGCCUGGGCCCGGCGGUGAUCCGAGCUGGCGGCCGCGGCCCCCCGAUGAGACUGUUGGCGGGCUGGCUGUGCCUGAGCCUGGCGUCCGUGUGGCUGGCGCGGAGGAUGUGGACGCUGCGGAGCCCGCUCUCCCGCUCCCUGUACGUGAACAUGACGAGCGGCCCCGGCGGGCCAGCGGCGGCCGCGGGCGGCGGGAAGGACACGCACCAGUGGUAUGUGUGCAACAGAGAGAAGUUAUGUGAAUCGCUUCAGUCUGUCUUUGUUCAGAGUUAUCUUGAUCAAGGAACACAGAUCUUCUUAAACAACAGCAUUGAGAAAUCUGGCUGGCUAUUUAUCCAACUCUAUCAUUCUUUUGUAUCAUCUGUUUUUAGCCUGUUUAUGUCUAGAACAUCUAUCAACGGGUUGCUAGGAAGAGGCUCGAUGUUUGUGUUUUCACCAGAUCAGUUUCAGAGACUGCUUAAAAUUAAUCCGGACUGGAAAACUCACAGACUUCUUGACUUAGGUGCUGGAGAUGGAGAAGUCACAAAAAUCAUGAGCCCUCAUUUUGAAGAAAUUUAUGCCACUGAGCUUUCUGAAACGAUGAUCUGGCAGCUCCAGAAGAAGAAAUACAGAGUGCUUGGUAUAAAUGAAUGGCAGAAUACAGGGUUCCAGUAUGAUGUCAUCAGCUGCUUAAAUCUGCUGGAUCGUUGUGAUCAGCCUCUGACAUUGUUAAAAGAUAUCAGAAGUGUCCUGGAGCCCACCCAAGGCAGGGUCAUUCUUGCCUUAGUUUUGCCCUUCCAUCCGUAUGUGGAAAACGGUGGCAAGUGGGAGAAACCAUCAGAAAUUUUGGAAAUCAAGGGACAGAAUUGGGAAGAACAAGUGAACAGCCUGCCUGAAGUCUUCAGGAAAGCUGGCUUUGUCGUCGAAGCUUUCACCAGACUGCCGUACCUAUGUGAAGGCGACAUGUACAACGACUACUACGUUCUCGACGACGCUGUCUUCGUCCUCAGACCAGUGUAGACGUGUGCGGGCCAAGUCUGCAGACCAGUGUGAACGUGUGCGGGCCAAGUCUGCAGACCAGUGUGAACGUGUGCGGGCCAAGUCCUCAGACCAGUGUGAACGUGCGGGCCAAGUCCUCAGACCAGUGUGAACGUGCGGGCCAAGUCCUCAGACCAGUGUGAACAUGCGGGCCAAGCCUGCAGAGUCCAGGAGAGGGCUGUGCCCAGUGAUGCGGGGGGACGGCCUCUGGAGGCUGCCAUUCUCAGUAUCAUGUAGGAAUUUUAAAAGCCAAAAUACUAAUUCUUUCUUUGUAGUGUGUAAAGGAGUGUUUUUAAAAACAAAACCCCAACUCUUUGUGUAUUUUUAAUCAAGUCUUUACUCAGAGUCACGCUCCAAAUGCAGGUCACUCUCCAAAUAUGAUGGAAGAUAUUUUUUAUACUUAAUUGCUGUAGGGACUCAUUCCCAGACAAAGCAAUAGUCAUGACGUCAUGGAACCAAUAAAUGGAUUGUUUUUAAUAAAUGAAGACUGGCAAUAAAGCUGUCCAUUCAAUUCCAAAUAUUGAUUAUAAGGUAGAGCCACUGAUAACUUUCAUGUUUAGAAGUUCCUUCUGUUGCUAUUCAAAAAAAUGUUUUUAAUCAUGCUAAUAAACGUUUUUGGAGAUGACUCUGCCCCACAUUUAAGUUACU